Molecule: messenger RNA, 4564 nt
Organism: Chondrus crispus (carragheen)
Lineage: Eukaryota; Rhodophyta; Florideophyceae; Gigartinales; Gigartinaceae
Exons: 6
Coding region: 1-4377 (1458 amino acids)
Biological process (GO): transmembrane transport
Cellular component (GO): membrane
Molecular function (GO): ATP binding; ABC-type transporter activity; ATP hydrolysis activity
Source: RefSeq, a predicted model, not a curated record
AUGAACGAGCGCGCGGACCCGCUCAGACCCGCACCGCCAAACCCCGCGAACGCCUCCGCGCUCACGCUCCUCUCCUUCUCGUGGAUGCGCCCCACCGUCGCUGCGGGUCGCGUGCGCCCGCUCGAGGACCCUGACAUCAUCCCACUCGCGGAUAAGUUUCGGUGCGAACGCACCGGACAGGGUACCUUUCAGCCGCUCUGGAGACGACAGGUCGGCCCUACCGGCGCAGGCAUCCCCGGUACUACACCCAGCUUGUUCCUUGCACUCUUCCAGUCCUUCGGUACCAGGCUCAUGUUCAGCGCCCUCCUCAAGGUCGGCAAUGACAUCUGCCUCUUCGUCUCCCCGCUCAUGCUCAGGUUGAUUAUCAAGCACUUGCAGGACCGCGACGCCGGCGACGCCCGCCCCAUGGACGGCCUGCUGCUCGCCCUCGCCCUGUUUGCCACCUACACCUUCCAGUCUAUGAUCUUCAACCAGUACUUCAACACCGUCUCCACCAUCCAAGUCCAGCUGCGGGGCGCCCUAAUCGGCGCCGUCUUCCAAAAGAGCCUCCGUCUUUCCCCGGAGAGCCGCGCCCUGUACACCUCGGGCCAGAUCCAGAACCUCAUGGCCACCGACUCGCGCACCGUCUCCGACUUUGUCCUCUACCUCAACAUGCUCUGGAGCGCCACCGAGCAGAUCAUCGUCGCCAUGCUCCUGCUCGUCAACCUCAUGGGCUGGAUCCCCACCGUCGCCGGCGUCCUCUUCAUCCUCGCCUCCAUGCCUUUGCAGGCCACCCUCGUCGCCACCAUCAAGGCCCUGCGCGAGAAGGCCAGCGCCCGCACCGACAACCGCGUCAAGGUCGUCUCCGAGGCCAUCAAGGGCAUCAAGGUCGUCAAGCUCUACGCCUGGGAGCUCUCCUUUGUCAAGAAGAUCCUCGCCACCCGCGCUCGCGAGCUCCACUUCAUGCGCAGCAUGGCCAUCGUCCAGGCCUGGAGCUCCACCCUUGUAUUCAGUCUCCCCACUAUGCUCACCGUCACCGUCUUUGUCACCUACGUCCUCACCGGCCGCGUCCUCGACGCCGCCGUCGUCUUCCCAGCCAUCGCCCUCUUCAACGUCAUCCGCCCGCCCCUCCUCUUCCUCCCCAGCAUCAUCAUCAGCGCCGCCCGCGCAGGCGCCUCCCUCUCGCGUCUCACUUCCUUUCUCAGCGCUGAAGAGCUCGUCCCCAUGUACGACGGCCCCCACGCCCUCGACCAGCACGUCUUGGACGCCGAAAACGUCGACCUGGCCGCUGAGAACGCCUCCUUCACUUGGGACCCUUCCACCUCCCUCUCCGCCUCCACCCUCACCUCCAUCUCUUUCCGCGUCCCGCAGGGCGCCCUCGUCGCCAUCGUCGGGCCCACAGGCUCCGGCAAGAGCACCCUCUUGGCCGGCCUGCUCGGCGAGCUGCCCAUCGUCUCCGGCCGCGCUGGCAUCCGUCAGAACCGCACCGUCAGCUACUGCGACCAGGUCCCGUUUAUCCAGAACGCCACCCUACGCGAUAACAUCCUCUUCGGCAAGCCCUACCACGAGGAGUAUUACCGCGAGACCGUCCGCGUCUGCUGCCUCCUCUCCGACUUCCGCAUCCUCCCCGCCGGCGACAACACCGAGAUCGGCGGCCGCGGCAUCAACCUCUCCGGCGGCCAGCGCGCCCGCGUCUCCCUCGCCCGCGCCGUCUACGCCCAGGCCGACAUCUGCCUGCUCGACGACCCACUGUGCGCCGUCGACGCCCACGUCGGCAAGUCCAUCUUCAACGACUGCAUCGUCGCCAAUCUCCACGGCAAGACUCGCCUGCUCACCACCAACCAGAUCCACUUUGCCGCCUCCCCGCAUGUCGACAUGAUCAUUGUCGUCAAGAACGGCACCGUCGCAGAGUCUGGCACCAGGGCCGCCCUGCUCGCCGAUCACACCUCCGAAUUCUCGCAGCUCGUCGAGGCCGCCGGCGAGAUGGGCGCGGGCGAAGUCCCCGAGGACCACGUCGAAGCCCGUCACCCUUCCGCGCCUGUACCCGGCGGCGAUGAUGACCACCACCACCACCACGACUACGACGACGUGGUGGUGGGUGGAGAAGGAACAGGGACAGAAACUGGAGCAUCAACCCAGGCAAAGGGUAAAGACGCCUCUAGCUCCCUGCUUGCUUCCGACGACAAGACCGAAAACUACGGCACGAUUGAGAGCGGCAAACUCAUUAAAAAGGAGACCAAGAGCAAAGGCAGGGUUCAGUUCAGACACUACUUGACUUACUUCAGGGCGAUGGGUGUCAUCCAAUGGGUGCUGCCCAUCUUUGUGUUUGCGCUUGGAGCCCAGAUGACGAGUUUGGCCGUCAACGUCUGGCUCAGCAUUUGGAGCGAUUCGAGCACCGGCGUAAACGCGGGCGCAGAAACAAACACCCUCCUCAAUCUCGUUGUGUUUUGCUCUCUCGGAUUUUUCUCAGUCGUCGUCUCUUCCGGGUCGGCUUUUUCGCUCGCGUUUGGAGUGAUUCGAGCUUCUGUUCUGCUUCACGAGAAGCUGCUCUUGUCCGUUUUCGGUGCACCCAGUUCCUUCUUCAACGCCACCCCGGAAGGGCGCCUUGUUAACAGGUUCAACUCAGACAUGGACAAGGUUGACUCAACCUUGGGCUCCACACUGCAGUCGUUGCUCAGGCUGCUGCUCAACUUGUCGUUCACCAUCGGUCUCAUCUUAUGGGCAACCCCCGCAUUUGUCUUUGUCGUCAUCCCCGUGGGAGCUGUUUGCUUGUAUGUGCAGGAGUUUUACCGCAAGUCUAGUGUUGAUUUGCGUCGCCUGGAGGCCGUCGCUCGAAGCCCGCUCUACUCCCAUUUCGGGGAAACACUUGAUGGCGUUGUAACCAUCCGUGCUUACCGUGACGUGCCGCGCGCCACUUUUGUCAACGAUACCUACACUGACGUGCUGAACAAGACGUCAUAUGCCUCGUCAUGCGCAAAUAGGUGGAUAGCCGUUCGACUCGAGGCGCUCGGCACAAUCUUGAUCUUUGGAGCAUCUCUUCUCGCCAUCUUUGCUCCCCCCGGACAACUGUCGGCCAGUAUGUCGGGGCUUGUGUUGUCUUAUGUAAUGCAAAUUCUUGGUGCCAUGAACUGGAGCGUUAGGCAGUUCACCGAAGCAGAGUCGCAGCUGAGUGCCAUCGAACGCGUGGCCGAGUAUUCAGAACCACCGUUUCUGCAAGAAGAAGCCGGAGGCGUACAGCGCAGGAGGUCUCGAUGGCCGAAGAAGGGCUGUAUUCUGUUUGAAAACGUAACUAUGCGUUAUCGCAAGGACCUGCCUCCUGCUCUCAAGUCUGUGUCAUUUUCGAUAUUCCCUGGUGAACACGUCGGGAUUGUCGGGCGCACCGGUGCUGGAAAGAGCUCUGCCAUCCAAUGCCUGUUCCGGUUGUAUGAGUUGGAAAAGGGGCGCAUCGUUAUUGAUGAUGUCGACAUUUCCAAAUUGAAACUCUUUGACCUGCGUUCUUCCCUUGGAAUUAUUCCACAAGAACCGUUUUGCUUCUCGGGUACCAUCAGAUCAAACCUCGACAUCGAAGGUGGAUCCAAUCUCAGCGUGGGGCAACGCCAGCUGUUGUGUCUUGGGCGAGCACUCCUUCGCGAUAGCCAAGUGCUGGUCCUCGACGAGGCAACAUCUAGCGUUUCCAACGCUACGGACCAACGCAUUCAGAAAACACUAAGAGACGAGAUGGGUCAUUGCACCGUACUCACAGUCGCACACAGAUUGCACACAGUCAUGCAAAGUGACCGCAUCAUUGUGAUGGACGAAGGGAAAAUCGGUGAGAUGGGCAAGCCUAGUGAUCUUCUAAGCCGGCCGUCCAUGCUCAGUGCGCUUGUCGAUGAGACUGGCCCGAACACGGCUGCUCAUCUCAGGAAUCUUGCUUCACUCCCAAGAGAUGCGCACCAUCUAAACGGGGGCGAGUGCAUGUACUUUAAGGACCGAAACGGACACAAUGGAGGAGGCAUCGGAAGAAUGGCCAAUGAAAAUGAAAAUCCUAGCUGUUUUGCCAAAUCGCAAGUGUCCAUGCGGAGCAGAGUCCGGCAUGCCUUCCUAGACUUGCGAAGCGCCUUGCAGGAAGCAAAGUUGAUUGCCACAGGUGAAAUGCAUGAACCAGAGAUCAAUCCGGCAGAGUGGCGGGAACAACUCAGCUUGAUGGUCUCCAAACUGAGUGUGCUGUCGGCGGAACUGAACAAGGAUGGUUCGAUCACGGGGAAUGUAGACGAAUACUUCCAUGGUCGACCCACGGAUAUGUUACAAGCAGAGCAGUCGCCAGCGAUGUCUACUCAUUCGACCAGGCCGUCACGUAAUUCGGACGAAGACCUUCCGCGAAUAGACUUAAUGGCAAGAAAGAGGUCCACAGACAAGUGAUACGACUUGUGCUUUGUUACCUGCUGAUGAGUGUUGUAGUGAAAUUGGUCGGGGGUGUGGGUCUCUACGGCAGUACUGUAGCAAUACAAUACGCGAUUACGAAUAGCAUCCGUUACCUUGACGUUUAGUGUUAAUGACAUGCGAGAUAAUAAUAAAAACAACUACAAACCUUCUAUUUUGCCCGAAA